AUGGGCCAUAAGCUUCAAAAUCUCAUAGGAAUUAGCCUUAAUUCUAAUAACCUUAGUGGAGCGCUUCCAAGCUAUAUCUCCAAUUGUUCUAAACUAGUUGGCCCAUUCCUCGAAGGUAACAGUUUUAGUGGCCCAAUUCCUAACUCUUUGGGAGAAUUAAAAUUUUUGGAAGAAUUGUGGAUAGUAGAUAAUAAGUUAACAAGCGAGUCCUCUUCUAUAGGGGUCAAUUUUAUGAGUUCAUUGGCAAAUUGUAGAUACUUGAGAGAACUAGGGAUAGCUAAUAAUCCUUUGAAUAUUGUCCUACCAAGUGCCUUUGGUAAUCUCUCUAACUCCCUUGAGUUCUUUGUUGCAUAUGGUUGUAAUAUAAAGGGCAAAAUUCCAAACAAAGUUGGUAAUUUAAGUAGUCUCAUUACACUAGACUUAUCCCAAAAUGAAUUGACCAGAGUUGUUCCUAGAGGUAUAAGAGGUCUAAACAAACUUCAAAUGUUGAACCUUGGAAACAAUAAACUAAGUGGGUGUUUGCCGGAGAGCAUUUGUAAUUUGAAAUACUUGGACAGUUUGCAUUUAAGUAAAAAUCAGAUUUGGGGUUCUAUUCCUGAGUGCAUGGGGAAUGCUACUUCUUUAAGAGAGAUCUAUCUACCCUCUAACCGAUUGAGUUUUAACAUAUCAUCAGGCCUCUGGAAUCUUACAGACCUCUUGAAACUUGACUUGUCUUCAAAUUUCUUGAAUGGCUCUUUACAUCCAAAGAUUGGAAACAUGAAAGUUGCAAUAUACAUCAAUCUAUCAAGGAAUCAUUUUUCUGGCUAUAUUCCAACUACCAUAGGAGAUUUGUGUGGUUCUCCAAGGCUAAAAGUGCCACCUUGCACUGUUCAUUCUAAUUUUCAUCCAUUGAUAAGGAGAGAACUUCGGAUUGUAUUGAACUCUGUGGCUAUGUUCAUAGUGGGAAUCUCAGUGAUUAUCCUUUUAUUGUGGAAAUGCAAAAGUAAAAAUUCCACAGCCAAUGGGGUUAACUUUUUACAAGAAAUAGUGUCAUUGAGAAUUUCAUACUACGAACUUCAAAGAGCAACUCAAGGGUUUAGUAGUAAUAACUUGCUAGGGGCCGGAAGCUUCGGUUCUGUUUACAAGGGCACAUUUGGAAAUGGGUUACUCUUUGCUGUCAAGGUUUUUAAUUUGCAAGUUGAAGAUGCAUUUAAGAGUUUUGCUACUGAAUGUGAAGUUUUGCGCAAUCUUCGUCAUAGAAAUCUCACAAAGGUGAUAAGUGCUUGCUCUAACACGGAUUUUAAAGCACUCAUACUUCAGUACAUGUCGAACGGUAGUCUAGACAGUUGGUUGUACUCUUACCAGCAAUCUUUGCACAUCAUGCAAAGACUAAACAUCAUGAUUGAUGUGGCAUGUGCAUUAGAGUAUUUGCACCAUGGUUACUCAAGUCCAAUUGCUCAUUGUGAUUUAAAGCCAACCAAUGUUUUAAUUGAUGAAGAUAUGGUGGGACAUGUAAGCGACUUUGGCAUUGCGAAGUUACUUGGAGACGAUGAAUUGGUUGCUUAUACCAUAACCAUGGCCACAAUUGGAUACAUUGCCCCAGAGUAUGGAUCAAAUGGGAUGGUCUCCACGAAAUGUGAUAUUUAUAGUUAUGGCAUAAUGUUGAUGGAAGUGUUUACCAAGAGGAAGCCAAAUGAUGAAAUUUUCACCGGAGACCUUAGUCUAAGGAGUUGGGUUUCUAAUUCACUUUCUCAUACUCUUGACGAAAUUGUGGACCCAACUUUAAUGAGGCCCGAAGAAUCAGAAUUUAGACAAAAAUUGCAAUGCAUAUCAUCUAUUUUAGAGUUGUCUUUGAGUUGCACAAUCGAGUCUCCUGAGUAG
Molecule: messenger RNA, 1860 nt
Organism: Ipomoea triloba (trilobed morning glory)
Lineage: Eukaryota; Viridiplantae; Streptophyta; Magnoliopsida; Solanales; Convolvulaceae
Product: probable LRR receptor-like serine/threonine-protein kinase At3g47570
Exons: 3
Coding region: 1-1860 (619 amino acids)
Biological process (GO): protein phosphorylation
Molecular function (GO): protein binding; protein kinase activity; ATP binding
Source: RefSeq, a predicted model, not a curated record